CUGAGAGGACCCAAAAAGAGCUCUGGACGAGGACAAUCCGCACCAAGAGCAAAAAACCGAAGACAAACAGAGAGAAAAUACGAACCGGCUUUUAACUUCAUAUAUGAAUCGAUUCUGUGAUAUUUCUUGAUCGUUGUGCGUGAGAGUGUUUUAAAACGAGUGCUCGAAUUUUCUCAAAAGCAGAGCGCGUCGGAAAGAACAUGAACGUACUAUUCUGCUGCGAGAAUCCGUCGACGUCCCAAAAUGAAAUUAGAACUAUCGACGAUCCGACGUUGUUGCAGGAUCGAGUACUAAAAAACCUGCUGAAGACCGAGGAUAGGUACACGUUACCGUAUCCUGCGAAUUUUGCUGGUAUUCAGCAUGAGGUCACGCCUCAAAUGAGGAAAAUCGUCGCGGAAUGGAUGAUGGAGGUGUGCGAAGAACAAAAAUGCCUAGACGAAGUGUUCUCCCUCGCAAUGAACUGUAUGGACAGGUUUUUAAUGUGUUGUGCUAUAAGGAAAAAUCAGCUGCAGUUAUUAGGGACAGUGUGUAUGUUAGUAGCGUCGAAACUACGCGAGUCUAGGCCUCUAUCCGCCGAUAUGUUAGUGUAUUAUACGGACAAUAGCAUAAAAAAAAGUCAGCUUUCGAGCUGGGAACUUCUAGUCUUAAGCAAAUUAAAGUGGGACAUAGCCGCUGUGACGCCACAGGACUUUCUAAAGCACCUUUUAAAUAGGCUGCCCAUCCAGAGGUUAGGUUUCGACUACAACAUGGUGUUGAACCAUGCAAAGACACUCAUAGCUUUAUGUGCCAGAGAAUUCGAGUUCUCCAGGUAUCACCCCAGCAUCAUCGCUUGUUCGAGCAUAGCUUCGGCCUUAUUCGGUUUGGGUUGGACGACGAAGAGCGGGCACGCGACUGACGCCCUCCUGCAGCAACUGACUGAAAUAACGAAUAUAGAAAAGGAUUACGUCGAGGAAUGCCUGCACCAAAUCGAGUGCAUGCUUAAGGAGUCAGCCGGUUAUUCGGAAGCGUCGAAACAGUCAGAGACGUCGAUCAGGCCUGACGAAUUCACGCCCCCGCCUCCGGCAAAAAACCCCGAGAUUCAGGUUCUCACCCCAACUGACGUGCACGACAUCCAUUUUUAAAAGUGUGUUGGUCCAUUAUGUGUUCUAGUGAUAUAUUAAUAUUUUUAUUUAGCGCUUCCAAAAACAUUUUUCAAAUUGAAUUUAGUUUUUAAAACGUGCCCGAAUAAGGUGUUUGUAUAUAUAGUGAAAAAGUGUACCUUAAUUCCCAUUUCGUCGUUCGCAACGCGCCGUAUUUUAAUGGGCAGCGGAUAGGGAGGCACCAUAUCAAACUUCUUUUUCCUCUUUGUUUUUUACUACCUGUUGGGCACGAGCACAGGGGUCGUUCGCUCAAAACAUGAACCGACUUAUACGAAAUUCAAUAAUUUUCAACUGCGGAAAGCUUCUUUUAAAAUUACAUUUAUACAAUUAGCAGGCCACAUAAAAGUGUGCCCCCUCCACUCUCCUUGAAAUGCGACGCGCGACAAAAUCCAAGUAUAUAACGAGUGCCUUUCGUUAAGAUAAUGGAGAAUGACGGACGUGAAGAGAAUUCAUUUCGGGGGAAGGCAUCAAAAUACGCUUCGAAUAAAAAAUGAGAAAGCUAUAUAAUUGUGACACCGUGUAUUAUUUUUUUAUAUGGUUGCAGCCCCGACGUGGGCGAUAUGCCACAGAAAAAGGUUCCGACAAUUUGUAGGUUUCUAAAUAGGUAAAAAGACAGCAUGCUGUGAUAAACGAACUAUUGUCCCUGUUAAAAUCUUUUGCUGAAAUCGAUACGAAUAUCCCCAACUUAUCUCGCAGGCGAUAUCUCUGACUAUUUAGCGUUGUUCUAGUCCGAAUUACUUGAAAUUUGCUGGUACAGGAUAAAUUUCAACGAUUUUCUCGUCAAUCAUAUGAUAUCCGAUUACCACUAGAAACGCGGGCAUUUUAUUUUUGCGUGAAACUCGCACAAGUCUUUGCGAAAGGCGAUAACGGGGCGGUCAAAUAUGAGUUUGCUCCACACGCUGAGCACUGUUGCUGCAAUGGCCAAUAACAUUGUUUUCAAAUCUUAAUUUUCCAUUUUUAUUCAUUUCGUACAGCUGCUAGGUAUAUAGAGCUCCUUGGCUGUGCUACACUAUGGGAAUUUAUGAAGCAACUGUGGAAAAAAUGUUGAAAGGGUUUUUAACCAAUGACCUUGCGGCAUUCAACAACCAACAAGGCUGCUAAAGGACGUCAAUAAAAAUAAAUAAGAACUAAAAGUUCAGAUCUUCUCGAAAUUAUAUAUUAUGACAUGACAAUUGUUUCGACAAUGCCGUGUCUUUAUCAAAUGUGAUUUGACAGAUGACAUUUGAUAAAGACACGGUGUUGUCGAAACAAUUGUCAUGUCAUAAUAUAUAAUUUCGUGAAAAUCUGAACUUUUAGUUUUUAUUUAUUUUGAUAAAUGGAUUUUCAUCAAGUAAAAGCCACCUCAGUUCAAUCGACGUCAAUAAAUAUCGUGUGUGGAGGCGUAGGGGGAAAAUAACUUCUUCAAGAAAAUAUCGAUGCCGCCUGCGGUGCAAAAAUAUUUACCAUAGUAGGACCACUAUAUUAACUAAUAGCUAUAUGGUUUAUUUGAGUAAUCGGUAAAGACUUUUAAAAUUACAAUAUUACCUUUUGGAUAAAAGCAUUAAAAAUUUUACCCUAAACGUUAUGAAAUACUUUAUAACCACAUAUUCUAUUGUUUGUCGACUUUUAGGUUGAUUAUCUUAUUCAGAUAAAUCAAUUUCGUCUGAAGAAAUAAGUAGACGAAAACUAAAAAUCAUUCUAUUUGAUGCCCAGAAAUCAAUGGAAGCAUAGAGGAGCCAAUUAUUUCUUCGCUCUGUACCAAACAUAAUUUAAUGUACCUAUUUUGAGCACCUAUUUAGAGAACCUUCCCAUCAUUUUGAACUUGACAUAUAUUUUUGAUCUGUGCAAUAUAAAAAAACCAAAUUUGAUACGUAAAUAUAAUUUAAAAAAAAAACUAUAUAUAGUAUUGUAAACCUUUUUGUGUGGAUAUACAAAAAAGAAUAGUCAUUUUUUUUCUGUAAAUAGUAAAUAGGUAAUGUCAAAGUUUUUUGAAAAUUUUGUUCCUAAUGAAAUCCAUUUAUUAGAUUUAAUUACAUAGAAAUAGGUUACUAACUGAAAAUAUAAACGAAAGUAUUCCAUCGCUGAGCACAAUGAAAAAUUUGUGUUUUGGCGAUGGUUGCUACAACCUAAAGACUGCUCGAUUUUUGAAAGUAAUGUUACUAUAUAUCCGUAAAAUUAGAGAACCUCUACGCAUAUCAAUUAGGAAACUAAAACUAUAAUCAUAGAUCUACAAUAGAGAAGUAUGGUUUUGUUUAAUUUUCCGAAGAUUGUUUUUUUAGUUGCUUUGAAGUCGUUGUUAUAUCUCGCAUUAUUUAUAAUAAAUGAAAUACAUGUAUCGUUUAUUUUGGGAUAGGUGCAUUCAAAUUUUCACGUUCAUUUCAUAUGGCGAUUUUCCGUGCAAACUUGUAAUUCCUGUACGAGGCAUUAUGUUGUUUUGCAUGGCGUAUCAAAUGAGGAGUUGAUUUAUAAGCUACCAUAUGGUUUGGCUGUUAGCUUUUUACUGUAUUUUGUGAUUAUAAUUUCUAUUCUAUAGUAUAUUUUAGGUGAUCGAAAAGUGAUUUUAAAUUGAUACAAAAAAAAAAAUUAUGUACCCAAUAAUACAAAAAUUAUGAAUGUAUAUUUAGACGCACUUGCUGGGCAGAAUAACAUAACUUUUUACAUUGUAUGCUUUAUUUUUUGUAAAUACACAAAAAUUGUUAAUAUUUAGUUACUUUUAUCGAUGAUAUAGUUGUCUUUAUUUUUUGUAUAUAGUUUUGAGCCUCUGUACACACCAUCCAAUCAACAGCAUUUCCACUGCCAUAUUAUUACGUUGGUUACACUACUUAUUUCGAUGCUCAUUUAUUUACAAUAGUUCAAUUACAUAUACCUCACAAUCAGCGUUCUGUGCCUUACAGUAAAUAUUUUAUAUUUUAUUGUA
Messenger RNA from Cylas formicarius (sweet potato weevil), 4035 nucleotides. Its product is annotated as G1/S-specific cyclin-D2-like. Lineage: Eukaryota; Metazoa; Arthropoda; Insecta; Coleoptera; Brentidae. Gene Ontology annotation, molecular function: cyclin-dependent protein serine/threonine kinase regulator activity. Gene Ontology annotation, cellular component: cytoplasm; cyclin-dependent protein kinase holoenzyme complex; nucleus. Bases 201 to 1121 code for a protein of 306 amino acids. The record is from RefSeq and is a predicted model, not a curated record. The transcript is spliced from 5 exons. Gene Ontology annotation, biological process: mitotic cell cycle phase transition; positive regulation of G1/S transition of mitotic cell cycle; regulation of cyclin-dependent protein serine/threonine kinase activity.